UUAUACAAAUAAUAAUAAUUAUAAUAAUAAUAAGCUUGCCCAGCAACAACAAAAAGUACGUGCCCGCGUCCUUGCGCGUGUAAAAUGACCGAAUACGUGACGCCCACUAUAACGAGCGUGCUGAAGAAGUACCAGAACAGUGCCCCAAAAAGUCUGCAGGGUCCAGGACAUACGCUGGCCGUGGCAGCGGCAGCGGCGGCAGCAGCAGCAGCUUCGGGCGUGAAUUGUCCAUUGGAUGCCACCAUUGCUGGCAAUGGCAUUAGUGAUUUAGUCGCGGUCGCCCAAACUUCGCUAACCAAUGGCAAGAUUCAAGGGCAGGGGCAGGGACAGGGUCAGGUGGUGCCACCGGCUGUGGCGCUAAUCAAAAAGGAGAUCUUAAGCUCACCCGAACCGCAUGAUAUGCUAGAUACACAGAAUGCUGCAGUGCAGCAGUCCAAUCCAUCAGUUGUGGUUGCCACAGGGGUUGGUUCAAGUGCCGCACCAGGUGUGGCACCGCCGCCAGCACCACCACCACAAAUUUAUCCGCCCCCACCGCCGGAAUUGUCACAGCCCAUACUCUCAGUGGCCGAUUCCGGUUCUGGGGAGCUCUACGAGACGCGUCUGGAGGGCAAAACCAUUGGCUGCUUCUCGCUGGGUGGCGAGAUGCGUCUGUGUCUGCCACAAUUCCUCAACAAUGUGCUCAACGAUUUCUCAUUGGAGCAAAUCAAUCGGAUCUUUGAUGAGUUGGGCAUCUACUGCUCCCAAUGUACGCCCGAUCAGCUGGUGGAGUUCAAGGCCGCCAAAAUACUGCCCUCGGAUGUGAAGGCGAGUGGUCUGAUUACACGCACCGAUGCGGAGCGCUUGUGUGCAGCACUGCUGCAUCGUUCAGAUCGGAAUAGCUAUAUACCCGUCGAGAAUUUGGCAAAGGGCGCCCUCUCCUUCCACGUCUACCACAAAUGCUUUGGAAAAUGUGAGGGUAUCUGCACUCCGGAUAUGUAUUCGUAUCAGAAGCCGACGUGCAUCAAGUGCCUCGAGUGUGACGGUUGGUUCUCGCCCCAGAAGUUCGUGGGGCAUGUGCAUCGCAAGUUCGAGAAUCGCACCUGCCAUUGGGGCUUUGAUUCCCGCAAUUGGCACGACUAUCUCCAUGUGGCGCUCGAUGUCGAGAAUCGGGAGAAAUAUCAACGCAUAUUGGAUCAGCUCAAGGAGGUCGAAUUAAAGGAGACGCACAAGGCGCAACUGGAUCAAAAGAAGCGAAAGGCGGAAAUGCUGUUGGAGGAUCCGUUGCUGGGACCGCCAGGAUUGGCGCCACCGCCAUCCCAUCAAACGCUUCCCGCCAGCAUGAAACAUCAUCGAGCCGAGCUGCUGGACAUUCCAACGAAGAAGCACAAGAGCCUCGAUGUGGCGACUGCCUAUCAUCCGCUGGACAUACAACGCUAUCAACUGAUGUAUGCACAUUGCAUGCAACAGCAGCAGCAGCAACAGCGAGUGGGUCAACAGAUGUCCGCCUUUCGUCCUUGGGGCUCGGCAAAGACACUACUGCAUGCAUACAAUGCAACGGCUGUGGCAGCUUUAUCCUCACUGCCCUACGCCUGUCAGGAGCCCCCGGAGCUGCAGAAUCCGGAGCGUGUGGUGCGCAGCUCGGAUCGCGAGCGUUUCGGAGGCACUUACCAGCCAAAUGUGGCGCUGGCGCCGCGCAAGAGCAUCCUGUGCAAGGAGCGGGACAAGGAUCGCGAACGUGAGCGCAUUGAGCGAGAGCGGGAGCGUGAAAUAGAGCGGCAGCGCCUUCGCGAAAGAGAGCGCGAGCGGGAGCGUGAGAAGGAGCACAGGGAGCGUGAGUUGCGUGAGCUGAGAGAGCAGCAACAAUCAUCGCACGUUCACCACCAACAACAGCAGCAGCAGCAACAGCUGGCACAUCAUGUGACAGAGAGUGAGCUGCACAUAAAGCAGGAGCGGGCCAACACACCGCUGGACAUGCUGCAGAGUCCGCCCGCAAGCAACAACAGUAACAACAACAGCAACUGUAAUGCCAACAAUAAUCACAAUGGACCAAUGGACGAAGAUGCCGCCAUCAUGCCAAUGAUAUCGCCAAUGUCGCUCAGUCUGAGUCAGCAGCAACAGCAGCGCCUUUCCCUACAUACCUCAAGCUCCACGCACUCAACCUCGUCAUCAUCAUCGUCCUCGACGGCUUCAUCCUCGGCCUGUUCCACCACAUCGCCGACAGUUGGUGCCUCAUGCACACCGCCGAAGCCGGUACCCGUGCCCGCUCAUUUGCCGCCCCCGCCUAGCCACAGCCACAGUCACAACUCCCCACAUCAGCUCGCUCAUCAGUCAGCGACGGUGAAGCGUCAUCUCGCCACGCUGCGCACAUCACGCAGUCCCGAAGAGUUCUCGGGAUCCAACGAGAUUACCUCCUCCACAUCGCCAGUGCCACAGGCCAAUAGCAACUGCAACAACAAUGGCAGCAGCAAGCAACAGCAGCAGCAACAUAUUAUUGCCACUGUCAAUCAGCAUGCCAAGCUCCUGCCAACAAGCACCUACCACAGCAGCAGCAACAACAACAACAACAACAGCAGCAACAACCAUAACAGCGGCAGCAAUCAACAGCUUCAUCACAACAACAACAACAGCAGCAACAACAACAGCGACAUGCCAAGCCGCAUAAGGAUCAAUAAGAAUCUGAUGAGUCAUCCACAGACACCGCCGCCUGCAACUCUGCUACCGCCUAGCCAUGUCUACUAUAAGUCGGCGCCGCCACCCCCAGCGUCGCACCAUCUUCAUUCUCAUCCACAGCAACAACAUCACCAUCAUCAGGGCUAUCGCCAGCAGCACUCGCCUACGCAGUCUUCCAGCGCCGGCCUCAAUCUGAGCACGCACUCCUCGAAUGUGGUCAGUAACACCUCGAAGCUCCAGUCACAGGCCAUUCCGCUUCAAAACGGCCAAGGCAAGCCGCAUCUGGGCAGCGAAUUCGAGCUCAGCACGGACACGGAUGACGACAGCCUGAAUGGUGAGCCGGACAGCAGCAACAUGUUGCCACCCUGGGAGAUGGCCGUCGAGGCGUUGCGAGACACACGACCCCGAGAUCGAGAGCGUGUCCUGCAUCUACUACAGCGCCUAUUGCAGGAGAACCAACAAUAUCGGUACAACAACAUACAGUUGAGUGAGCUAGUCCACAAGCAGGACGCGCACAUAGUCGACCUAAGGGAGCAGCUGCAGCGUUGCCGAUGCGAGCUGGAGGCUGUGCUGAAGCUGCAGCAGCGCAAUGGCGAUGCCAGCGAUGUGGCCAGCGUUCGCAGCAAUAGUAGCAGCAAGCCGGACAUGAUGAUUGAGGAGGAGGUCAAUGAAGCGACAACACUGAGAGUGCCAUUGAAACGAACGUUGGAGCAAGUGCAGCAGCCCGCGCAAGUUUAUGUCGAGAACGAGCACGAGGAUGAGGGAGCAGAAGCAGAAGCGGAAGAUGAUGAGCGUGAGGAACGUGAAGAGCGGGAGGAUGAGGAGGAGCGCAUAAACGGCAUGGAUAGCGAUGAGACCAUGACACAAGACAAUGCUGAUAACAACAAUCACGAGGAAAAGUCAACGCAACAAAAUGGACAUCGACGCAGUCCAACGCCUCUGAAUGGCUCCAACCAUGACGAAGAGGAGGAAGAAGAGGAAGAUGAAUCAGUGGCAGAGCCGCAUAUCAAGCGUCUAAAACGACAAAGUCAAGCAGAGGAAGCACCUGAAGCAGCUACAGUAGCAGCAGCAGAGAAAAAUGCUGGCAACACUGAAGCUGCCGCUAAUGAAGAGAAAGCUCUCAAACAGCUGCCGCUUAAAAACAAUGCACAAAAUGGCGGCAUCGAUGAAAGCCAAGGUCAAAGCGACGAAGAGAGCAAUGCCGAACGCAGCGAACUGGACGAGGAAGAAGAUGAUGAAGAGGAUGACGAGGCGGAGGAAGAUGAUGACGAGAUGCAGCAGAGCCAGGAGCAGCAAGUGCAAGCGCCACAUAGCAAUGCUAUUGUCACGCCACCCACAGCGACCACGCCCAUAUCGCCUGACUCGGCAGCAACUGCUGGCCAGUUGUUCGAUAGCAGCAACAGCAGCGAUGAGAGCUCCAUGAAAAAGGCUCAGAUGUCGGCCAGUAAUGCGUUGGCAAAAAUGUCUGCUGCAGAAUCUGAGGAAGGACGACCAGAGAAUGCCAGACACAAUAAUAAUAAUAACAAUAAGAGCAACAACAGCAACAGAAACAGCCACAGCAGCGAUGCGAACAAUGAAAAUGAAGAUUAUGAAGAUGAUGACGAGGACGAAGAAGAUGACGAUGAUGAAGAUGAGGACGAUGAAAUGCCGCUGCAGCAACGUCAGCAACAACAACAGCAACAACAGCGUCGUCAACAACAGAGCCUGAAGGAGCGUCACAACAACUAUGUUAAAAAUGAGACAGUGGCGCCUCCACCUGCUCCAAUCGCUGCAACGACAAAACCAACGCCUACAUCGACGCCUGUGCCUGCAUCGACCCCGUCAGCAGCUGCACCGCGCAUUCUGACGUUGCCCACAAAAGCGAGCAAAAAGCAAACGCCGCCGACAACGAAUUGCGAAUUACAAAUCAACAAAAAGGAGAUUGUCUAGAUUACCGUAAAUCGCAAAUGCAACACAUUGUUAUUUUUAUUCAUUAGCUGUAGUUGUAGCUUAUAGUGCCGUAUCCCAUACACACACACACAUGCCCAAACACAUGCACCCCCUCCCCCUCCACACACUCAACAUAACAAACCAACAAAAAACACACACAUUUUAAUACAAUUUAGCUUAAGUCAUUAGCGCGUAAAUCUUAUUAUACCACUCACUCUCUUUAAGCUUCGCGAUCGAGAAGGAAGAAAGAGAGAGAGAGAGAGAGAGAGAGAGAGAGGGAGGCAACAAAUAUUACGCACAUUUUACAGGCAGCUAUUAACAUCAACCGUUACCCAAAGGGUAUGGGCAUUGGAACUCUGCAACACUGUUAAGCUGCCGAGCCAAAAGAGAGAAUUUCUGUAAAAAGCUUAAACAAUCUGUUAACAUUUCUAUCGCAUCUACUCGUGCUCUGUCUGGUCUGUUCUGCUCUUUUCUACACUCAUAAUGCGCGACUUGAUCUCACGUACAAAACAAAAUGUUUGCCUUUUUUCCAAUUCAAUUUUUUCGUUUCUUUUUUCUUUUGUUUAUAUUCCCUUUAUAUCUGCAUUUUACUUUCAAAAUUUUUUGUAAUUUGUUCUUCUGCUGCAGAAAUUAUGAUUGAAACCAAAGCUUUAAAACAAAUUAAUUUGUACAUUUUUGAGACCAAUUUUAA
Molecule: messenger RNA, 5269 nt
Organism: Scaptodrosophila lebanonensis
Lineage: Eukaryota; Metazoa; Arthropoda; Insecta; Diptera; Drosophilidae
Gene: Snoo
Product: homeobox protein 2
Exons: 2
Coding region: 85-4578 (1497 amino acids)
Biological process (GO): negative regulation of BMP signaling pathway
Cellular component (GO): nucleus
Molecular function (GO): DNA-binding transcription factor activity, RNA polymerase II-specific; RNA polymerase II cis-regulatory region sequence-specific DNA binding; SMAD binding
Source: RefSeq, a predicted model, not a curated record